This is a messenger RNA of Staurois parvus, 243 nucleotides long. The record is from the annotation of a GenBank genome assembly. NCBI's taxonomy places the organism in Eukaryota, Metazoa, Chordata, Amphibia, Anura, Ranidae.
AGGGGCGGGGGCACCGGGCCCCCAGGCAGAGCGGCGGGCACCAGGUCAUCAGGCACGACAGUGGGUUCCGAGUCAACUGGCAUGACCGUGGGCACUGGGUCAGACAUUGGAUCGUCUGGCUCGACAGCGGGCAUCGGGUCACCAGGCAUCAGGUCAUUUGGCUUGACAGCGGGCACCGCGUCGGGCACUGGGUCAUCAGGCAUUGGAUCGUCUGGCUCGACAGCGGGCAUCGGGUCACCAGGC